AUGAAUGGCGUUACAUCUUCAAAGCUAUAUUUCAUAGAAGACUUUUUAAUACCAGCUCUUGAAAAUGGAAUAUUUGGAGAAAAAUUAUGUUGGAUCGACGAAUCUAAUAGAAUAUUUAAAAUCCUUUGGAAAGAUAACAGAAAAUCGAAAAAUAAGUUUAUAGACAAGCCUUCAGAAAUAUUUUUGGCGUGGUUAAAAAUGAAAAACAAUGAUAAAAGAAUAAUUAAGUGUAAAGAUAUAUUUAGAAGUGCAUUAUAUUCGAAAGAAAAGGAGAAAAUUUUAAAAAGAUUAAGAAAUCAUGAAAAUUACAGAUGUUAUCAGUUUCUAGAAUAUGCAGGAAGAAAUGUAAAUUUAGAACCAAACAGUUUGGAAAAUCAAAUUUUUGCUUCAUCUACUUCCUAUAAUCUACAAGUUUCACCUACAAUUUCACAGAUACCAUCUACUAUUGAAAAUUACAAUUAUUCAGCAAUGGAAACAGAAUUACUUGAAGGAAUUAUACCUGAACCAAAUAAUCCAUCAAUCAUAGACGAUAUAAUAAAUUACUUUAGUAACGAAUAUCAACAUUCUUCUAAUUAAUUGCUCUUAUAAUUAUAUUAAUAUUACAAUAAAAAUAAAUAACUUAAUUAGAAAAGAG
Molecule: messenger RNA, 634 nt
Organism: Centruroides sculpturatus (bark scorpion)
Lineage: Eukaryota; Metazoa; Arthropoda; Arachnida; Scorpiones; Buthidae
Exons: 4
Coding region: 1-576 (191 amino acids)
Molecular function (GO): transcription cis-regulatory region binding
Source: RefSeq, a predicted model, not a curated record